UAAGGUUUUUGCUUUUCCAAAUCAAGAAGACAGUGCACGAAGCCAGGGGACAUCAGCCAUGCUCCAAACAUCUUGGCCUCAGGUGGUGAGUCCUGGAUGAAGGAGGAGGAGCCAGCUGUAAAGCAGGAAGCCUCUGAGCAGGCAGAAAUGUCCAGAAUGCCCGGAGGAGGACUGCUCAGAAAUGUCUCCCAACACUUUGACUUUAAAAGUAAGGCGACAUGGCAGACUUUCAGUCUGAAUCCAAAUCUGAUACUUCGGGGUGGAAUGAAGUUCUACGAAUGUAAAGAAUGUGGGAAAAUUUUCAGAUACAACUCAAAGCUGCUUCGGCACCAGAUGAGUCACACUGGGGAGAAGCCCUUCAAAUGUAAGGAAUGUGGUAAAGCUUUUAAGUCCAGCUAUGACUGCAUCGUACACGAGAAGAACCACAUUGGAGAAGGGCCAUACGAAUGUAAGGAGUGCGGCAAAGGUUUGAGUUCCAACACAGCCUUGACUCAGCACCAGAGGAUCCACACUGGAGAGAAGCCGUACGAGUGUAAGGAGUGUGGGAAGGCCUUCCGAAGGAGCGCAGCUUAUCUUCAGCAUCAGAGACUGCACACGGGAGAGAAGCUCUAUAAAUGCAAGGAAUGUUGGAAAGCUUUUGGGUGUAGGUCACUUUUUAUUGUCCAUCAGAGGAUUCAUACAGGGGAGAAGCCCUACCAGUGCAAGGAGUGUGGCAAAGCCUUCACUCAGAAGAUAGCUUCCAUCCAGCAUCAGAGAGUGCACACCGGCGAGAAGCCCUAUGAGUGCAAGGUGUGUGGGAAAGCAUUCAAAUGGUAUGGCAGCUUCGUUCAGCACCAGAAAUUGCACCCUGUGGAAAAGAAGCCUGCCAAGGUCCUUGGGCCAUCCCUGAUGAGUCCCCCGUGUGCCUCUUCAGCCUUCUCUGCUGUUCCUGUCCAGGGCCCAUGCUCUGCUGCCACGGUGGCUGUGCCUUCACUGACCUUUCCACAUGCUGUGCUCAUUCCUACCUCUGGGCCUUUGUUCAUGCUACUGCCUGCACCUGGAAUGCCUUCUUCACCUGUCCAAAUAGUGCGUGUCUUCCAGGGCCUUCCUUCCACUGUGAAGCCAUUGCCGGUUAUUCUGGCCCCUUCCCCUCACACCUCAUGAACUUUAUCUCAGCAGUCUUCUGGCUCUUGGGCCCAGCAGACCCUCAGCUUCACUUGAGUUUCAUUUGUAUAUGUGUGUGUUUUUUUUUGUUUUGUUUUGUUUUGUUUUUUUUUUACUUUAUAUGCAUUACAAUUGUUUCAGCAUAAACUCCAUUAUAAUUGUA
Messenger RNA from Neogale vison (American mink), 1306 nucleotides. RefSeq names its product zinc finger protein 621 (gene ZNF621). The transcript has 2 exons. Gene Ontology annotation, molecular function: DNA-binding transcription factor activity; RNA polymerase II cis-regulatory region sequence-specific DNA binding. The record is from RefSeq and is a predicted model, not a curated record. NCBI's taxonomy places the organism in Eukaryota, Metazoa, Chordata, Mammalia, Carnivora, Mustelidae. The coding region runs from base 97 to 1143 and encodes 348 amino acids. Gene Ontology annotation, biological process: regulation of transcription by RNA polymerase II.